Messenger RNA from Lactuca virosa, 1380 nucleotides. The record is from the annotation of a GenBank genome assembly. Lineage: Eukaryota; Viridiplantae; Streptophyta; Magnoliopsida; Asterales; Asteraceae.
AUGCCAUCAACCACGCCCUCCCCCACCACAAGAAAAGAAGCCCUCCUCCUCCGCCGCUACGAGAUCGGCCAUGUCCUCGGCCAUGGCAGUUUCGGCAAAGUCUACGUCGCUCGCAACGUCAAAACCAACGAACAAGUCGCCAUUAAAGUCAUCGACAAAGAGAAAAUUUUGAAAGGCGGUUUAAUCGCUCACAUCAAACGCGAAAUCUCCAUCCUCCGCCGUGUCCGACACCCCAACAUCGUCCAACUCUUCGAGGUAAUGGCUACAAAAACCAAAAUUUUCUUCGUCAUGGAAUACGUAAAGGGAGGUGAAUUGUUUGGUAAAGUCGCUAAAGGUAGAUUAAAAGAAGAAAUGGCUCGAAAGUAUUUUCAACAACUGAUUUCCGCAGUAGGGUUUUGUCAUUCACGAGGUGUUUUUCAUAGAGAUUUAAAACCUGAAAAUAUAUUAUUAGACGACAAUGGUGACCUAAAGGUCUCCGAUUUCGGGCUUAGUGCAAUCUCCGAACAAAUUUGCGGUGAUGGUUUGUUCUACACAUUUUGUGGAACUCCGGCGUACGUCGCGCCGGAGGUUUUGGGCCGAAAAGGUUACGAAGCAGCAAAAGUCGAUAUCUGGUCUUGUGGGGUCAUCUUAUUUGUGUUAAUGGCAGGUUAUUUACCAUUUCGUGAUCAAAACAUAAUGGUUAUGUAUAAAAAGAUUUACAGAGGGGAAUUCCGGCGACCAAGGUGGUUCUCACCGGAGCUAACACGUUUAUUAAAACGAUUACUUGAUACAAACCCAGAAACCAGAAUCACCAUAUCGGAAAUCAUGGAAGAUAAGUGGUUCAAAAAAGGGUUUAAACACACAAAAUUUUACUUCGAAGAUGACAAGAUCUUUAGCUUAAAAGAUGAAGAAAUUGACGAUGAUUGCAUAGCGUAUGCUUCUGAUCAAUCUGCUACUGAAUCUGAAAGUGAAUCAGAUGGUAUAAGACGAUCUAGACCCACGAGUUUAAAUGCAUUUGAUUUGAUUUCAUUUUCACCUGGAUUUAGUCUUUCUGGGCUAUUUGAAGAUGGAAGUGAAGAAUCAAGAUUUGUCACUGGAGCUCCGGUUUUUAAAAUUGUUUCAAAGUUGGAGGAGAUAGCAAAAGUGGUUAGUUUUUCAGUGAGAAAAAAGGAUUGUAGGAUUAGUUUAGAAGGGUCAAGGGAGGGUGUUAAAGGCCCAUUAACAAUUACAGUUGAGAUAUUUGAAUUAACCCCAAGUUUAAGAGUUGUAGAAGUUAAAAAGAAAGCAGGGGAUAAAGGCGAAUAUGAAGAGUUUUGUGAGCAGGAAUUAAGGCCCGGAUUGCGACCUUUGAUGCUGCCCGGGACUUGUGGACCUAAACGGACGGUUUCGGCUCCCGAAUGA